Molecule: messenger RNA, 528 nt
Organism: Neltuma alba
Lineage: Eukaryota; Viridiplantae; Streptophyta; Magnoliopsida; Fabales; Fabaceae
Product: vinorine synthase-like
Exons: 1
Coding region: 1-528 (175 amino acids)
Source: RefSeq, a predicted model, not a curated record
AUGGUCUAUUUCUUCAAAUCCGAUGACGUCGCAAACAAAUUUAACAUCAACCAAGCUUCCAAUCUUCUCAAGAAAUCGUUGUCCCAAGUCUUGAGUCACUACUACCCACUCGCCGGAAGACUCAUAACCACCAACUUAGUCGUGGAUUGCAACGAUGAGGGUGUCCCUUACGUAGAAACCAGAGUCAGGUGCCACCUCAGCACCGUCGUCGACAAUCCAUCUCCGGCCGACGUCAGGAAACUGCUUCCCUACGACAUGGAUGAAAUCGUCGACACCGUCCUAGGUGUCCAAUUCAAUGUCUUCGAUUGCGGCGGAAUAGCCGUCGGAGUAUGCCUCUCCCACAAGAUCGCCGACGCGCUGUCGUAUUUCCAGUUCAUAAAGAGCUGGGCCGCCAUGGCACGGGGCGAAGCAGAAAAAAUCAGAACCCACUUCCAAUCUUCCUCACUCUUCCCGCCAAAACAUGUCGGGAUACGACCCGAAUUCUUUCAUCGGUAUGCACAAAGUCGUGGGAAAGCGGUUCGUAUUUGA